Molecule: messenger RNA, 732 nt
Organism: Arachis duranensis
Lineage: Eukaryota; Viridiplantae; Streptophyta; Magnoliopsida; Fabales; Fabaceae
Exons: 6
Coding region: 1-732 (243 amino acids)
Source: RefSeq, a predicted model, not a curated record
AUGCAUGUUAAAGUUGUGAAGUUGUGGUACCACAAGAAUCCUGCUUUUGAUGCUUCUCAAAAUCUGUUGCAUAUGGUCUUAAUGGAUGAGAAGUUACACAAGAUCCAAGCAACGAUUAGAGAUAAGCUUAUAUCAAAGUUUGCUGUGUCUCUACACGAAGGGAAUCUGUAUUUGAUGACUUAUUUUACAGUUGUACCAAACACUGGUAUGAACAGAGUGACCAAACAUCGGUUCAGACUUUUGUUCCAAUACAAGACCUUUGUUGUUUCUGUGGUAUCUCCAAGGAUACCUCAUUCCGGUUUGUGUUUUACAUCAAUAGAUGAAAUUGAUCAAAUGACAAAGGACUACAAUUUCCUCAUUGGUUUGUACAAACUUUGUUGGGAUCAUUACUGGUGUCGAAAAGAAAGAGAUAUAGCAUCAUAUGGGAAGCUGAUCAAAGCAGUUGUGCUAGAAGUUUUUACUCAUGGCAAAAAGGUCCAAUGUAAUGUGUUUGGAAAUGCUUGUGAUCUGUUGGAAUAUGAUAACUUACAAAAAUAUCCAAGAUCUCCGCUGAUUGUCCUCGAGUCUUUUAAAAUCAAAGCAAUUGAAGGUGGAGUAAUUCUACAGAAUGUGAUAAAUGUCUCUAGGUUAUUUAUUAAUCCCAACAUUCCUGACUCUGUUGAGUUCCUAAGCAGAUUUAGUGUAGCCAGUUAUGGAUUCUCAAGACUUGGGACCAAUGACCUUGGAUACUGA